AUGUCGGUCCACAUCCACCUCGUGGACCAGCCGGAGUACUACACCAAUCUUGACAUUAUCCACGGCGAAGUCAAGUUCUUUCUGUCUAAGCCAGAUGCCAUUGGCGCCGUCGUCGUCAAGCUCGAGGGCGAAUCGAGCACGUCGUUGACCGUCCCGCCCGUCGAGGACGAGGAGGGCUGGACGUACAUGAACGAGCCCCUUCACGACCUAGACCCGAGCCGGAACCCCAGCGGCACGAUUACACGGCCAGCGCCCGGCACUGUCGUGCAAGAAAACCACAAGAUUCUCUACCAAGUUGCCCAGGUGCACCCGCUCAAGACAGAUGAGCCGCUCACAAGCAACACCCUGCCGGCCGGCCAGCACACGUUCCCCUUCCGCUUCAAGGUGCCCUUUAACAAUGCCUGUGCCGAUCCAGUGGCAUUGUCGCGCACGGGCGGCAUGGUCGACGUCGACGGCAAUGCCGAGAACCCGAAUGGCGGCCCGCUUCGCUUUGGAGUCGGCAACAACGGCAUCCGCAUCAUGGACGGCACCAAGCAGCUGAUGUACACCCACGUCAAGCAGACGCUUCCCCCGAGCUUCGCCGGCUACUUGAGCACCACGGAAACCACCGAGAUUCGGUACUUUGUCAAGGCCACUGUGCAGCGGCCGGGCAUGUUUCGGGGCAACUGGCGCAACUCGGUCGGCUUCAAGUUUCUGCCCAUUGAGCCCAUUCGGCCACCGCCGUCGACGCGCGAGAUGUUUGCGCGCCGGCCCUUUACCUUCCGUGACCGCGCCCCGCCGUCUGACGCGCCUCUCCUGCGCAACUCCAAGAAGAAGACCAGCUUCUUCCGCAACAACAGCAGCUCGACGCUCUCUUUGCCCGACAGCCAAGCAGGAGCGUCUGUGUCGCCCACAUCUCCAUCUUCGUCAUUGUCCACGUCGCCAAACACGCUAAAGUUCCCUGUGAACGUCGCAUGCCGCGACGGUGUUACGCCUUCGAUUCAACUGAUUGCUUUGCUUCCAUUCCCCGCCAUUCUGACCUGCAACGAACCCCUGCCGCUGCGCAUUGUCGCCCGCAAGCUUGAGGCCAGCCGUGAACAGGUAUACCUCACCUCGCUCGACAUUCGCCUCCUCGGCAGGACGCGGGUCAAGGGCCAGGACGUUGAGCAGACCAAGACAGCCACCUGGAUCAUCAUGACACGACUCGGCCUUACGAUUCCCGUAUGCGACCCGGACGCCCCUGUCGACAGCGAAUUGGAGCUACCCGACGACAUGUGGCGCCACAAUGCCCUACCAAACACCGUGAUGCCUGGCUUCGUGACAUGCAACAUCAGCCGCGAUUACCAGCUCGAGGUCCGCGCAGGCCUGUGUUGGAGCGUGCUGCCCAUAGACUCAGGUCCGCCGUUGGCAUCCGAGUCGUUGACUGACCAGCCAAGCAGCGGCCAGCUUUCGAAAAAGGAGUUGAAAGAGCAGUUGAAAGAACAAAAGAAGGAGCAAAAGGCGGCCAUGAAGGCCAUGAAGGUCAUGAAGCCUCGGCCCGCGCACUUGCUUCCUCAGACUAUCAUUUUGCCUCUCACAUUCCACUCCGUGCAGGUGUACUCCGGGAUCAAGCCAAACAAGAUGCUCAUCGACGCCGUCGAACGGCACCGCCAAAAUGCGCUUAUGCGGCAGCAACAAAUGCGGCGGGAAGGCCGGCCUUCACUGCCCGACACACGGCUACACCAGCCGUUUCAGCACCAGCUUCACCAAAACCCAUACCCAAAUGUCGACCCAAGCCAACCGCCAACGCCUCAUCCCCCUCCACCGCAGGAGGUAGAUCGGCCCGUUUUCGAACUGAGCUCCGAUCCGGUGCCGGCACCGGCACUGGCACCGACAGUGGCCCCGCGACCGAACGGCUCGGCGUACGUGGCCCCACAAUCGCCAUCGCCCUCCACCACCCCGUCUGUUCCACCGCCGUCCGUUCCAGGCGCCGUCGAAGUGUCAGGUCUACCCGUUAUCCGCCGGCGGCCUGUUCCGCAGAAUUUUGCCGCGCAGCAGAGGGAAGAGCAGCAGCAGCGGCAGAACCGGGAAAAGUUCCCGUCGGGCGAAGACCCUGCCUCGGCGCAGUCGCACGCCAUCGGACGCAUGCACGGCUCUGUCAGCUGGCAUGGUCCCAACCAGCAAUUCCACAUGCGCCGUCGACAAACGUCGGUCGACCCGCUGUAUCCACCGCAGUUGCGGCCCGGCGAAGAGCCUGCGUCCAUGCUGCCGACGGCACGCUCGUCUUCGACCGGCUCGGCGCUCACGCCCACGAGCUCGGGCGGCGCCAGCGGCGGCAUCGUGGCUCAGAACGGCGACGUGCUGGUGACGUACAAUGGCAUUGUCUCGUCCAUGGCGCCGUCCGUAGCAUCUGCCAUCAACGCUUUUGCGUUUACCGACGGGGACACGGCCAGCAUCUACCAGGAGCCGCCACCGUCGUACGACGAAGCGAUGGCCGACACUGCGGCGGCCAUGGGGCUCAACGACAAUGACAGCGGCGGCGCUGCGAUGCGGCCAGCGUUUAGUGGAGAGGCGAACGCCAUUACGAUGCCGUCCAGCUCGUGA
This is a messenger RNA of Sporothrix brasiliensis 5110, 2562 nucleotides long. RefSeq lists its product as uncharacterized. The coding region runs from base 1 to 2562 and encodes 853 amino acids. NCBI's taxonomy places the organism in Eukaryota, Fungi, Ascomycota, Sordariomycetes, Ophiostomatales, Ophiostomataceae. Gene Ontology annotation, biological process: ubiquitin-dependent endocytosis. Gene Ontology annotation, cellular component: cytosol; cytoplasm; plasma membrane. The record is from RefSeq and is a predicted model, not a curated record. The transcript has 2 exons. Gene Ontology annotation, molecular function: ubiquitin protein ligase binding; protein-macromolecule adaptor activity.